This is a messenger RNA of Durio zibethinus, 3350 nucleotides long. The record is from RefSeq and is a predicted model, not a curated record. NCBI's taxonomy places the organism in Eukaryota, Viridiplantae, Streptophyta, Magnoliopsida, Malvales, Malvaceae.
UUCUGGGGUCUUAGGUGGCUUGGCUUCGAAUAUUUUGCAUGAUGUUCAUUAUCAGUACAAUCAGACACUUGUUUCUAACGGAAAUUUUCUGCAAUUGUACUUUUACCAGUGUCAUGGUUCUUCCACCACCUUUGCCUAGGUGUUUAUCUAAUCCUUUGUGAAUGGACACACAAAAUGCGCCGUAGUACUAAUCCACCCAAAAUGGAUAGGAGAUUGCCCAGGAGCCAGGCACUUAAGAGCCCUUUGCUCUCACCUAAAAGCCCUGCACUCUAUGAAAAGUACAAGUCAGGAUGUGCCUGGGGAUUAAUUCACUUCUUUGAUUUUCGCCAAGUUCAUUGCCAUGGGAAGCUCAUUUCUGACAAGAAACUCGCAAAAAGACGGGCUAAAGGUGAUCGUUAUACAAAGAAUAGGCCUAAUUUUACCUCUAAUGAGGAGAAGGAUCAAUAUAAUGAUGCACUUGAUAACAAGAAUCUUGCAGUUAAUUCUAGGCAGCCAGAAGUUAAAAAAGUUAUACAAGAAAAGAUGUUUGUGAAGCAUCGGACAAAGAAAAAUACAGCCAUUGCUGAAAUGCAAACUCUACAGUCUAACCCCAAACUUGUUGGCCAUUCAAAGGACCAUAGGAAGGCAAGCAAGAGUUCCAAGAAAUCCUGUUGUCUUCCUUCUCGUGAUUAUGAUGCAGCAGCUGAGGGGUAUAGGCAGCCUUCUGAUCAAAAUAUGGUAGACCAAUCUCCAAAUAAAAACAACUUGGUAUCAGUGACAGAAGCAUAUGGCAAUGAUGUGCAUAUUAACAAUGGAGGGAAUUAUAAAAGCAUCAGAGGUAGGAAGCAUGGCCAUCACUCUGAGAUUAAUCUUAGAGUUCAUAUGAAUGAAGCGGUUGAAGCUUUUGUAAACCGAAAGUUAACUGAUGGGGACAACCUUAGUAGAAAUGAGGUAGCAUACCAGUCUAAAAAUUUUAUAGAUGCAUUGGAGGCUUUAAAUUCCAACAAGGAAUUAUUUAUGAAACUCCUACAAGACCCAAAUUCGCUGCUAGUGAAACAUGUUCAAGAUUUACGGGAUUCUCAGGCUGAGAAACAACAACCUCAAUCUUCCUCCAAAGCCAAAACAUCGCAGUGCCAGACAAAGGAAGCUGGGGAAUAUGAAGGGCCAGCCAAUGUUCAAAUGUUUGAAUCUUGUGAUAGAUGCUUGUCUAAGGCAAGUGACAUUCUCCGAUCUUUGAACACAACAGUAGUCCAGAGGGCUGGCAUACAAACCUGUCCUGAUCGAAUCAGUAAUUGGCCAUCACCACAGUCUCAUUAUAGCUUGAGGAUAAAAGAGAGGAGUGUUAGGCCAGCAUUCUUGCCUUUUGAACACAUGAAGAGGAAGUUGAGGCAUGCUAUGAAGGUGAACAAAAAAGAGCAGUUCCAGAUGUCUCUUGAUGGUGUUCAAAAAUCUCCGCAUGACUUUGUAAAGUUCGAAGAUUGUGGUACAGAAAUGAGCAAGCGGGUAAAUGAAAGUGUUUCCGCUAGUAAAAGCUAUCUCAAUGUUGGAAAAAUGUCUGAAUCUUCCCAUAAGGUCAAUCGAAGAGAUGGGAUGAGCCAAGCACAGAACUUUGGUUCAGGCAUUGGAAGCAAAGUGGCUUCAUCCACAGAAAGUUGCCUUAGAACCUCAAACCUGUUAACUGUAAGGCAUCUCAAAGGAAAAUUUCACCCUACAAAGCAUCUUUUAGAUAUGUCAAACACUGGUAAUGAAGAUUUCUCAAGAAAACAUACACUGAGAACUUUGGAUAGGUUAAUAUCUUUGCCUGAAUAUGACUUGUUGCAUGCAAUUUAUCCAGGAAGGGAAGAGGAACAUGAUUUUGCUUCUCAACAGAUGAGAUUUUCACCAUACAGAAAAUUUUCAACCGUUAAUGGAUACAAGUGGAGGGUUCAGAAAGAAAAGAAGAGUGGCUGCUUAAGUUCUUCUCUGAUUAAAAAUUUAGGGGCACAGCCUGUGUUGAAUAAGGAGAAACCAGAUGAUCGUUUGCAAAGUGCAAAGAAAAGUAUCUCUGGUGAUUUAUAUACUACCACCAAAGAGUUUCAAACUGUCUAUUCCCUUGGUGAAGAUUUGAGUCACAAAGUUAAUCAAACUUCUGUAUGUCCUCGGAAAGUCAUGGAAAGAAAUCAUGCUGUUAUGUGGGACAAACGCAAAAGUAAUGCUUUAGAAGUCGCUUUGGAACCAAGUGGUGUGCAGAAUACCAACACCAACCAAAGAACUGAAGCAGUCAACAUAUUUGGAGAAAGUGAAUAUUUUGAAUGUUCGAAACUGGAUUUGCCCUCAGGGGAUAAAACAUCAUCUUGUUCAACAGAUGUUUGUUCAUCAAGUCCUUUACGUAUUCAAAGAAUGGAAGAUUCUGAUAGCAUGAUUGUUAGAGCAGAGCAGCCAAGUCCUAUAUCGGUUCUUGAGCAGUUCUCUGUAGACGAUAGCAUUAGCUCUCCAAGCACCAUAUCUCCAGCAGCUGAGCCACCAGUUGAAUCAUUUGGUACAGAUAUUGAAGAACUCUAUGCAUCUUCUCUCAUGGAAUCCCAUUUGGAUCUGAAGAGUAAUGCAGCUACUUGCAUUUAUAAGCAAGGACCUUUGUCCGAGUGUAUAAGAGCAGUUCUGCAAAUUUCAGGUCUCAAUUGGGAUGAACUCUCUAGGAAAUGGCAUUUGUUAGACCAAAUGCUUGACUCAUCCUUGUUUGAUAAUGUUGAAGUAUGGCCUGAGAAAUCCUCUACUGAUCGUAGGCUGCUUUCUGGCUACAUCAGUGAAGUCCUUUUGGAGAUAUAUCAAUGUUAUUUUAGAUGCUCCCCCUGGGUGUCAUUUCUCAACCCAAAACCUCGACAAGCUUUGUUAUCAGAAAAUAUGUCUCCUGAGGUGUUGAGACGUGUUGAUUGGCCUCUUCUCUCGGAGCUGCCCCAACAAACAUUGCAGCAACUUAUUGAAAAGGAUUUGGCCAAGUCUGAAACAUGGAUGGAUAUCCGACCUGAUACUGAGGAACUAGUUACCGAGUUAGUAGACAGCAUUCUAGAGGAUUUGGUAGUGUACGCCGCAAUUCAGCUGCGAACUUAAAGCAGUAAAUGAUGCUUCACGUGCCUCCUUCCGAAUUGCGUCUGUGAAAAUAGAGGCAGCUUAUGCAGGGCAACACAACUAGUGUUCCAUGUUUAUUGAGACAUGAUCAGCCUCUUUCCAUGUAUUUUCUAACUCAUUUUCUCAUCUGAACAGCGUGAUGGUCUUAGAAGGGAGGUGUUUUUUUGCUGGUUUAUGAGUGGUUAUCAGUCUGGUGCAGGGAUUCAAUCUAUGGUCUGGACACUCCCUAUAUACAUAGUUUAAUUAAAUCCAAACAACUACUAUCA